This is a messenger RNA of Chenopodium quinoa (quinoa), 1988 nucleotides long. Its product is annotated as beta-glucosidase 24-like. Gene Ontology annotation, biological process: carbohydrate metabolic process. Lineage: Eukaryota; Viridiplantae; Streptophyta; Magnoliopsida; Caryophyllales; Amaranthaceae. Gene Ontology annotation, molecular function: beta-glucosidase activity. The coding region runs from base 53 to 1729 and encodes 558 amino acids. The record is from RefSeq and is a predicted model, not a curated record. The transcript has 11 exons.
UCUCCUAAACACAUACACACACCCAUUUUCUUUACACAAAACACUAAACAAAAUGGCCCUUUCUUAUUCAGUUGCAUCAACGUGCGCUGCACCAUCCAAUUACCAAAGGCAUACUAAGUUUCCCACAGUAUUAGGGGCUAACAAGUAUUACACCAAUCAAAUAAAUGUGCUUGCUAAUAGAGGGUCACACUAUAAGGUGGCCUCACCUUCUUCUCUCACUGUAAUUAGUAAGAAGUUGGAACCAUCAAAUGUUGUUUUGGUUGAUGGUUUUGAACCUGCGUCCCUCAACCCACCUACAGACUUAAAACGAUGUGACUUUCCUUCUUACUUCAAAUUUGGCGCCUCCACCUCGGCUCUUCAGACCGAGGGACCAGGCACUGAAGGUGGAAGAGGAAAAAGCACGUGGGACUCCAUGAUUCAGGCAGACAAAGGAGGCAAAGGAGUAGAUUCUUACAAUAUGUACUUGGAAGAUAUAAAGCUAUUGAAAGCCAUGGGAAUGAAUUCUUAUCGUUUUUCCAUCGCUUGGCCUAGGAUACUCCCUGAGGGUUCUCAAGAAGAUGGUCCAAUCAAUCAAGAAGGAAUUGAUUUCUACAACAAAUUCAUUGAUGCUUUGAUAGCAGAAGGAAUUGAGCCCGUCAUCACAUUAUUCCACUUCGAUCUUCCUGUUGCUCUUCAAGACAAGUAUCAUGGCUUCAUGAACAGUCAAAUAGUAGAGGACUUUAAGAAGUAUGCUGAUAUUUGUUUUGCCAACUUUGGUGACCGAGUAAAGUUCUGGUCAACAAUUAAUGAACCCUAUGUGUUUGGGUCAUUUGGUUACAAACAGGGUUUGCCUAAUGAUGGUAAGAGUGAUCUUGGCCCAUUUGUCGCCACUCACAAUAUUAUCUUAGCUCAUGCUGCUGCUGCUCAAAUCUACCAUGAAAACUACCAGCAAACGCAAAAAGGCAAAAUUGGAAUUUCACUGCCAUGUAAAUGGUAUGAACCUCACUCAACCAACCCUACAGAUGUGGUUGCUGCCCAGAAACAAUUGGACUUCAUGUUGGGUUGGUACAUGGACCCAUUUGUUAAUGGCGAUUAUCCAGAGUCUAUGAAGGAGUCUAUAAGAGAACUCCCUGAAUUUACCAGCGAGCAAAGGACGAUGUUACAAGAGUCAUGCGACUUCAUUGGUAUCAAUUAUUACACAGCGAGAUUUGGCAAGCAAACUACCAAAGUAGAUUUAAUGAAAGGGACGAUCAGUGUCGAGUACACUUCUGAAUUAGUGAAUGCAGAUGGAACUUUAAUCGGAGAACAAUCGGAAGGACAGGAGGGUAUCUAUGUAAACCCUGCCGGUCUGAGGAAUUUGCUUCUUUACAUUACAGAAAAAUACGAUGAGCCUGAACUUUAUGUAACCGAGAAUGGUGUUCCUGCAAAGCCUACAAUCACAGGUUCUAUUCUGAAUUCAAUCAAGGAAGGAAAAAUUGAAGAGUUGAAAGCUGCACUUUUCGAUGACAAGAGAAUCUCACAUGUCGAAGAUCACCUUACUGCAAUUCGUGAGGCUAACAAACAAGGGGCAGACGUGAGAGGAUACUUUGUAUGGACACUUAUGGAUAAUAUGGAAGUGGGAGAAGGGUAUGAUGUUCGCUUUGGGCUCAACUACACAGAUUAUUAUGACAACCUCAAAAGAUACCCAAAGAAGUCUGCAAAAUGGUUUACUAAUUUCCUCGCGACACCUCCCAAGAAGAACAAACUCUAGAGCUAUUAUGGUGCUGUUAUUUGCAGUUGUCUUGUGCUGGAAUGUUCUUAAUCGUGUGGAUCAUAUAUUCUUUUACGCUGCGUAGAUUAUUUACUGAUUUCCUCACGGUACCACCCAAUAAGAAAGCUAUUUGGUCAUAAACUUGCUAGUGUUUUGUUCUAAACUGAUCUCAAUUGUUUAGAUCUUAUUUACUACCUCUGGUACACCUAAUAUGCAACAUUUGCCAAAAAAAGGAAUUUCACAUUAGAUGCAACUUUCC